Messenger RNA from Vanessa tameamea, 408 nucleotides. RefSeq lists its product as uncharacterized. The record is from RefSeq and is a predicted model, not a curated record. The transcript is spliced from 2 exons. The coding region runs from base 1 to 408 and encodes 135 amino acids. Gene Ontology annotation, biological process: DNA replication. Gene Ontology annotation, cellular component: replication fork. NCBI's taxonomy places the organism in Eukaryota, Metazoa, Arthropoda, Insecta, Lepidoptera, Nymphalidae.
AUGCAGAAAGUACCGGAUGAAGUUAAGUGCUAUAAAUCCAUAAACACCGUCACUAACAUCGAGGACACAGUGCACUACCCCCAGGAAUUUUUAAAUUCUCUUAACCCCGCUGGGCUACCACCUCAUGAACUGUCGUUAAAAGUUGGCACGCCGAUAAUGCUUUUCAGAAAUUUAAGCCCCCCCAACAUGAGUAAUGGCACGAGACUUCUUAUAAAGGAGCUAAAAGAUAAUUUAAUAGUAGCGAAGAUUAUUAUCACCGGCCCUGCAGCUGGUGAAUUAGCUCAUAUAACAAGAAUACCCAUGAUUCCUACUGAUUUGCCUAUACCCUUCAAAAGGCUUGAAUUUCCAGCAAUUAGCCGGGUGGAUGUGAUCUGGUUGCUUGGCAACUUGAAGAUAUGUGCUGAAUGA